This is a messenger RNA of Exophiala spinifera, 1014 nucleotides long. RefSeq lists its product as uncharacterized. The transcript is spliced from 4 exons. The record is from RefSeq and is a predicted model, not a curated record. The coding region runs from base 1 to 1014 and encodes 337 amino acids. NCBI's taxonomy places the organism in Eukaryota, Fungi, Ascomycota, Eurotiomycetes, Chaetothyriales, Herpotrichiellaceae. Gene Ontology annotation, molecular function: methyltransferase activity.
AUGACUUAUUCUGACAAGGACAGUAUGGACGAUCUGAAUUUACCGACCGUGAUCCCCGUCGAUGAAAACUAUGGCCGGUUUUCUGUCCUCGAGGAAGAGGAUCGAGAUGCCAGCUCUGCCUAUUCCGUCGCCUCUUCUGCGUAUAACUUCCGGAUGGAAAAUGGUCGCCGGUACCACGACUAUAGAGACGGACACCCCUUUCCUCAUGACGAGGUCUCGGAAGAGAAUGAAAUCACCAUGCAUGAGAUGUGCCUGCUCAUUCUCGACAACAAAUAUUAUGUGUCGCCCAUAGAAGAGCCUACUCUUCGCGCUGUUGCCGAUAUAGGAACGGGACGCGGUUACUGGGCCGAGGGGUUGGCGGACAAGUGCCCCGAUGCUCAGGUGGUGGGCAUGGACCUUACACCACACUCUCGAAACAUCCUUCCAAACUGCUCUUACAUGAUUGCAGACGCGACAGAAGAGUGGGUUCUCGACGAUCCCACCAUGAAGUUUGAUCUGGUCCAUAUUCGGUCUCUAUUUGGCGGAGUCAAGGACUGGCACGCCUUAUACAAGAAUUGCUUUGAUAACCUGAGGUCGGGAGGUUGGAUCGAACAGAUGGAGGUCGAAAUCGACGCGCAAACCUUGGACUCGGACACUCCACCGGAUAGUAACAUCAAAGCACUUUGCGAAUACACGAGAAGUCACCUGUCUGUUGCCGCCGGACGAGAUUUCGACAUCUCCUUCAGCAUGAAAAAGAUGAUUGAGGACGCCGGCUUCGUCGAUGUACAAGAAAAGAGAAUCAACUUGCCACUCGGACCGUGGUCAUCGGAUUCGAAGAUGAAAGACAUUGGAAGAUUCUACGAACGAUUCUACAAGACGGGUUUGCAAGGCUGGUUGCUACAAGUCUGUACCCGGGAAUUGAACUGGUCGGUUGAUCAAGUCAAUGCCGCUUGUAUCAAAGCCUUCAGAGAAAUCAAUGAACGCAAGCAGCACUGGUACUAUCCUCUAGUCAUCGUUAUUGGACGAAAACCUUGA